AUGGACUCGGACUCGCCCCCGCGACCAACCAAACGCCGGCGCAAGUCGAACAAGACGAAGCAUAAGAGCGGAUACGGCGGCGGCAACGAGGAGAAUAGCAAUAACGGAGCAAAUCGGUCGUUCGAAACGUCGACGUCGUCUUCCGCUUUGAAGACGAUUCAUGCGACUCAGACCGUGACCACGCGUCAACGCGCAUGUCAUUUGCUUCGCCAACACGAAAUCGACCGUAACUGUCCUCUUUUCGCCUCGCAGUUGACGAGAGAUUGCGUGUCUUUGAUUUUGAACAAAGUUUCCGCGAAAGACUUGGCCAGAGUGCAAAGUUCGUGCACGUUUUUCGGCGACGAGAAAGGACGAGGGAGACUGAUGAUCGAGGAGGAAGUGCGACGCAGAAUCCAAGCGAAGGGGUUGACGACGGACGUGAUGAUGCCCGAGCAUUUCUGGUGA
This is a messenger RNA of Bathycoccus prasinos, 444 nucleotides long. RefSeq lists its product with no specific name. The record is from RefSeq and is a predicted model, not a curated record. The transcript has a single exon. Bases 1 to 444 code for a protein of 147 amino acids. NCBI's taxonomy places the organism in Eukaryota, Viridiplantae, Chlorophyta, Mamiellophyceae, Mamiellales, Bathycoccaceae.